This is a messenger RNA of Stegastes partitus (bicolor damselfish), 2225 nucleotides long. RefSeq names its product glucose-induced degradation protein 8 homolog. Lineage: Eukaryota; Metazoa; Chordata; Actinopteri; Pomacentridae. Bases 96 to 782 code for a protein of 228 amino acids. The transcript has 5 exons. Gene Ontology annotation, molecular function: protein binding. The record is from RefSeq and is a predicted model, not a curated record.
AAAAGAGAAGAAGAAGAAGAAGAAGCGGCUCACCCUCCGUUAGCUAGCUAGCUACUGCUGGGAAGUAGCGACAAAAUCUUCAGGAUAUUCUCAUAAUGAGUUAUGCAGAGAAGCCAGAGGACAUAACACGGGAAGAGUGGAUGGAUAAACUCAACAAUGUCCACAUUCAGAGAGCUGAUAUGAACAGGCUCAUUAUGAAUUAUCUGGUGACAGAGGGUUUUAAGGAGGCAGCAGAGAAAUUCAGGAUGGAGUCUGGAAUAGAACCAAGUGUGGACUUGGAUUCCCUAGAUGAAAGAAUUAAGAUCAGAGAGAUGAUCUUAAAGGGACAGAUCCAGGAUGCUAUUGCGCUUAUCAACAGUCUGCACCCAGAACUGCUGGAUACAAACCGUUACCUCUACUUUCACCUACAGCAGCAGCAUCUUAUUGAGUUGAUCCGUUUGAGGGAGACUGAAGCUGCCCUUGAAUUUGCCCAGUCCCAGUUAGCGGAGCAGGGGGAAGAGAGCCGAGAAUGUCUGACUGAGAUGGAGAGGACGCUGGCACUGCUGGCGUUUGACAACCCCGAAGACUCACCUUUUGGAGAUUUGCUUAAUAUGAUGCAGAGGCAAAAGGUGUGGAGUGAAGUGAAUCAGUGUGUGCUAGACUAUGAAAACAGAGAGUCAACACCCAAGCUGGCCAAGCUCCUGAAGCUUCUGCUGUGGGCUCAAAAUGAACUUGACCAAAAGAAAGUGAAGUAUCCCAAAAUGACUGACCUCAGCAAGGGAACAAUUGAAGACCCUAAAUAAGGACCCAGAGUGAAAAAGUAUUACAACAUUACAAAAUGGACACGUUUCGUUUAUACCCUAUUUAUACCCCCCAACAAACUGACUCAUAUAGAGUACAACCUUUUCUUUUUUUGUAAGGGUUGCUUUUUGAUACUUUAUUAACUCAGUAUGUGCACAACACUCGAUUGAUGGCAUUUUAAAAUGACUUCUCAAACUAAAUUAACAAGCAGACCAUUGUUUCAUCCGGUAUUUUAAUUUACAUAUUUGUUUACGUAAAAUGAGUAUGUUUCAGUUACACUAGUUUUUCUGUCUGUUGGCAGGGAAAGUUGUUGGCAUAGGAGAAUGUGAAUAAAGCCUAAAUUAGGCUGUUUCUGUGUGUGACCACUUCGAGGGAGCAAAGUUUGCUGUUCAGGGCAAAUGGUUGGCUCAGAGGGCACUGCUUCAAAUAAAAUGUUUCUUCCUUACAAAAACAUCCACAUUUCAGCUAGUACUCUUAUGUGGUGGCAAUAGCCAGCAAAAGAUACUUGGGGUAUUUCAAGCUACUGUGACUUUGAAAGUUAAUUUCAACUUUAGAUUCAUACUGCAUUAUUGCUUGGGAUGUUAUCAAAACCUGCUGACAGAGACGAGAGCAAAGGUGAACUUCAAACCGUACGUUAUUGUAGCAUUUGGGGUGGAAAAGUGAGAUUACUGGAAUGCUAUAAACUUUGCAGCCUACUGUGACUGUGCAAGCUCAAAGAUAGCCUCAGUUUCAUAGUGUUUUAAAAUAUUGCAGAUCAUGUUUAAAGAUGUGAAUGGAUAACUCUUAUGUCCACAGAAAUUGAGACGCUUUUCCAGAUGGGUUAUUUACAUUUAUGAAACAAGUAGCCCUUUUGCAAAAUUAGAUGUGCUUUUUUUUUUUUUUUCUUGCUGGUAUAUUAUUUUGCAAUAAAAGUGAAUUUUUAAACUGGGAAAGUCAUUUGGGACCUGGUGUGUUUUGAUUCUGGAAAUGUAAAAACUUAUAUAAUGGUAGAGGGAAAAAUAUAAAUAAAAAAUAAAAACAAGUAAAUAAAUAACACUAAAUAAGGUACAUGUUUGGUUUGCAAUUUAAGAUUUUACACAUAAUAUUUUUGGAUAAAAUUAUAUAAUAACCUGGCCAAUUGCCUAAGUAGCUAAUAAAUAGCUUCACCUCCAACCAGUUACAAAAUGACGAUGCUGUGAAAGAUGCAUUGUGCUGAAUGACCAGUGGUGGAGGAGAUCUCCAGUUUAUUUAAGUGAGUUUAUUUACUUAAAGUAUGAAUGUUUACUAUAAAAUGCUGAAAAGUCUCCCAUGACUGUUUUGCCACCGUGUAUUUGAUUAUUGUACUAUGAUUAUUGAUGCAUUGACCCACAUAUCUUGAGCGUUUACUCAUAUACUUGCACCAUUUUCAAGUUAUAAGUACGUUGGGUGUGACUCUGUCCUCUAAUAAAACUAUUAUCUUAUUUCUA